UUCCAUUCUCGAGUCAUCCUCUCGGCAACAUGGCGUCGGGAUCGCUCUCACGUGGCUCGACCUCCUCGUGGACUCCGCAGCAGAACAAGCUCUUCGAGCGGGCUCUCGCGGUGUACGACAAAGACACCCCGGAUCGCUGGCAGAAUGUGGCACGAGCCGUCGGCGGAGGGAAGACCGCCGAAGAGGUCAAGAAACACUACGAGCUGCUGCUUGAGGACCUCGAGCACAUCGAGUCGGGUCGGGUGCCGUAUCCAAAUUACAAGUCUUCCGGCAGCCGGGACGGUGGCGCCGAUGAGGAACAGAGGUAGCCGUACAUCCACUUUCCACUGCUAAAGAGUGCACGGGCUUGUUUGAAGACCGGAAAAGAGUCCACUGAUCCUUCUUUCUCGACCUAAUUAUCUUCGUGUAUGGAAACCAAGAUCACAGUCGCUGUUGUGCCUCAUCCAUGAUGACGGAUCACUGCCUGCCUUGUCUUCUCCCUCGUUCCGAGACCACCUUACCCGGUUCAAGCAUCAUCACGAGACCAAGUCGGAACGGUUGCUAUCAGCUGGGCAAAAUGCCAACCGGAAAAACCAACAUGGGUUCUCGCUUUGCAUGACACCGAGGACAUCGUCCCAACUCUACUCUGUACAAACUCCUCAUCCUUGUCUGGCUCCUGUUUCAUAUGACGCCGAGAACUUCCCUCUCUCUGCCUCGAUCCAACCAUGCUUGAUCUCCAUGUAUGCCAUUCUAAACUCCAUUCCCCCCACCCAUUCGUCGGGACCGACAUGCUAAAACAAUAAGAAUUGCAUAGAUCCGAUAAGAUAUGGAUGGGUGGCUACCCAAAGAUCAUGACUGACACAAGCUUUUUAAUUAACUCGA
Messenger RNA from Musa acuminata subsp. malaccensis (wild Malaysian banana), 861 nucleotides. Its product is annotated as protein RADIALIS-like 3. NCBI's taxonomy places the organism in Eukaryota, Viridiplantae, Streptophyta, Magnoliopsida, Zingiberales, Musaceae. The record is from RefSeq and is a predicted model, not a curated record. Gene Ontology annotation, molecular function: DNA-binding transcription factor activity.